Molecule: messenger RNA, 2395 nt
Organism: Quercus lobata
Lineage: Eukaryota; Viridiplantae; Streptophyta; Magnoliopsida; Fagales; Fagaceae
Exons: 5
Coding region: 1008-2222 (404 amino acids)
Source: RefSeq, a predicted model, not a curated record
UCGGACUUUGGACAAAGUGGGAUAGAGACUUUUUUUUUUUUUUUUUUUUUCCUACUAGUACACUUUACGGGUCUUCUUUCUCCUAGCUGCUUUUAUUUUCGGAGUCCUCCCAACAACUUUAUACGUCAAAGAACUAUUCUCAAUACCUUAUAUUAUUCUUCCUUUCAUUCAUGAGAAAAGGAGAAAAAAAAGAAAAAAAAGCUUUCUUUUCUUAGUUUUGACCAGAAUAUAUUUAUGCUUUAACUUUGCUUAAACCUUGUUUGGAUCUAAACUAUGAAAUGUAUAGUUUAUGCAUCAUUGUUUAGAGUCCUUUGCCUCAUCUAAAAUGGCAAGGCACAUGUUUUUAAAACAUCACUUUUUAAUUCUAUAUUUUCACAAUAAUCAAAAUAAGUAAAAUGUAUUUGCCUCAUUCAAAUACACACUAAAAUGUAUUGGAAGUAACCAAACAUUCACACCAUUAUUAAGAUGGUGAAAUCAGAAGAGAGCAUUUUUUGUUUGAACUUAAACUGUAGUCAUUGUCAUUUGUACUUGUUUUCACAAAAAUACAAUGAUUCAAACACACAUCUUCAAGUAAUGGAAGUAAUAGUAUGACUCACACCAUUGUUAAGGCUCUGAAAUCAAAAGAGAUCAUUUUUUGUUUGAACUUAAACUUUAGUCAUUGUCAUUUGUACUAGUUUUCACAAAAAUACAAUGAUAAAAUAGUUUUCUUCCUCUUAUAUCACAAUGGUGAUUAAUAAGUUAUAGUUUGAAUUUGAAAUUUAUGUUUGUGAGCCUCGUUCUCUUUUAUUUAAUUCUGAAAAUGGUGUUUAUUAUAAGUGUUACGUAGGCUUGCUUACCACACCAAGCAAGAAUUCUUAGGGGGAACUAUUGUCAAGGCUACCUCUCACCAAUGAAGAAAAGAUUAGACAAAAGAAAAGAAAUCAUGAAAAACCUGAUCAAAUCCUAAUCCGCCUUCCUAUAAAUGCCAAGAGAAAUAGGGUGAGACUAGACUCAAGGUAUACAAAAGGAUGGAUUUGCUAAACGACUCAUCUGAUUCCCAACACCAGGACAAUGAGUUCGACCUGAGCGACGACAUUGUACUUGCGGCAUAUAUGGCAGGGUGUUCAUGUGCAUUUUACGUGGAGACCUAUAUGACUAAAAUACCAUUGCAUACGAAUAUACAAAGUGGGUACGACUGGGUACAGUAUACAUUAACUGGAAAUGAGGAGAAAUGUCGAAGAAAUUUUAGAAUGUCAAGCCAUGUUUUUGGACAACUAUGUAAUACAUUGCGCCAGUAUGGAUAUAACGGUACCAGAAGAAUUUGCUUGGAAGAGUCUUUGGCAAUGACAUUGGUGGUACUUGGUCAUGCCGAGGGUAAUAGAUGGGUACAAGAAAGAUUUCAGCACUCGGGUGAGACAGUGCAUCGACACGUGAAGACGGUAGUUAAAUUGUUAGCCACCGUAAUGGCACCAGACAUUAUCAAGCCUGCUGAUCGUACAUUUCAGGACGUGCCAGAACAUAUUCAGCAUUCAAGUCGAUAUUGGCCACACUUUAAGGGUUGCAUUGGUGCAAUUGAUGGGGUCCACAUCCCCGUGAUCAUACCAGAUGAAGAGCAACACCCGUACUAUAACAGGAAGGGGAUCAUCACAACAAAUUGCAUGUGUGCGUGUGACUUUGACAUGAAGUUCACAUUCGCAUGUGUAGGGUGGGAAGGGUCAGCGCAUGACACGAGGAUUUUUUUAAGCUGUCUCAAUAAUGAGAGCGACAACUUUCCAAAAGCUCCAGCUGGAAAGUAUUAUCUUGUUGAUUCAGGGUACCCUAUGAGGAAAGGGUUCCUUGCACCAUAUAAGGGGGAGAGGUACCACAUCCCCGAAUUUCAGCCUAAUGAAGUGUUGCAUCGUCUAGAGGAGAGAUAUAAUUAUCUCCAUUCGUCACUCCGUUCGGUCAUAGAACGAACUUUUGGAGUUUGGAAGAAUAAAUGGAAAAUUUUGAGAAAUAUGCCAGGGAAGAGUAUACAAAGUCAAUCGAAAAUCAUUGUUGCUACAAUGGUUCUUCACAAUUUCGUUAGAGCACAUGAGAUAAAUGAUAAUGUUAACAGUUCCAGAUAUACAAGGGGCACAUCUGGACAUAGUGAAAGAGGUCAUUACGAUGCCGAGGCACAUGCAAUCUCAAUCUUGGACGAACCUCAGAUGAAACAAGUUCGUGACAAUAUCACAGCAUCGAUAUGUGUAGACCAUAACUGAGUAUGGUGACUAUUAUUUUUGUCACAAUGGAAAUUUAGUAUGGUUGAAAAUACCAUUGAUAUUAUGGAAAUUUUGUUUUGUGGGGACCAAAGUGGACAGUUCACAAACUUCAAUAUUGUAUUACCAUUUUUUGUUAUAUUGUUGGUAAGCACAACUGGGCUCACAAAACUUGA